Messenger RNA from Pungitius pungitius (ninespine stickleback), 2405 nucleotides. RefSeq names its product tripartite motif-containing protein 16-like. The transcript is spliced from 7 exons. The record is from RefSeq and is a predicted model, not a curated record. NCBI's taxonomy places the organism in Eukaryota, Metazoa, Chordata, Actinopteri, Perciformes, Gasterosteidae. Bases 81 to 1850 code for a protein of 589 amino acids. Gene Ontology annotation, molecular function: zinc ion binding; protein binding.
UCCCUCCGAGGAGAAACGAAACCAAACAUUUGCUUCCUGUUUCCUUUUCUCGGCCAACUUGAAUCCUCACAAAAAGAAAAAUGUCCACGGAGCAGCACGAGCCCGGCGUCCAGCUGGACCAGAACCAGUUCUGCUGCCCGGUGUGUCUGGACCUGCUGAAGGAGCCGGUCACCGUCCCCUGUGGACACAGUUACUGCAGACGCUGCAUCGAGGACUGCUGGGACCAGGAGGACAAGAAGGGACAGUGCAGCUGUCCUCAGUGCAGGGACACGUUCAGCCCGAGGCCGGUUCUGAAGAGGAACACCAUGCUGGCUGAGUUGAGGGGGUUAGGAGCAAAGGUGGAGCUGGUGGAGAAGCUGAAGAGGAGCGGCCCCCAGCAGCCCUCUGCCCCUCUGGCCCGUGCCGGCCCACACGACGUGGCCUGUGACUUCUGCAGCGGCGCCGGACCCAACAAAGCCACCAUGUCGUGCCUGACGUGCAUGGCGUCCUACUGCCCGGCUCAUCUGGAGCCUCACCGCCGCGUCCCCGUGUUGAAGAAGCACGAGCUGGUCUCCGUCACCAUCCCGCUGCAGGAAAAGAUGUGCGAGAAGCACAACAAGCUGGUGGAGGUCUACUGUCGGACGGACAGGAAGUGCAUCUGCUACUUGUGCGUUAUUGAUGAGCACAAGGGCCACGAUACGUUGUCGUCUGCAUCGGAGAGGGCCGAGGAGCAGAAACAACUGCUCGCGAGUCAAAAGAAAGUCAAGCAGAGGUUCCAGAAGAGAGGGAAGGAGUUGAAAGAGCUGCUACAAGUUUUGAAGAAUUUCAAGAGUUCUUUCGAGCCCGCAGAGAAGACCUGUGACGAGAUCUUCGAUGAGAUGAUCCGCUCCGUCCAAAAACGCCGCGGUGAGGCCAAGCAGUUGAUCGGCGCCCAGCGAGAGGCGGCGGUCGCUCGGGCCGAAGAGCUGCAGCUGCAGCUGGAGACGGAGAUGAGCGAGAUGAAGAAGAGGGACAAUGACCUGGAGCUGCUGUCUCGCACCGACGACCACAUCCACUUCAUUCAGACUUUCCAGUCCCUCUCCACCUUCGGGGAAUCUGCAGACUUGCCAGCUGUGUUAGUCUUCUAUCCUCAACACGCAUCCUUCAAGCCUGUGACCGACUGCCUGUUUAAACUGAAGGAUGACAUGGAGAGCCUUCUGAAGGACGCAUGGCCCACAGUCUGUGCCAGAGUGUCUGCUAUAGAAGUUGUGCCACCUGUGCCAAAGACCAGAGAGGAGUUUUUACGCUGUUUCUGCUUUGUUCUUCCUUCAGAUCGCUGUCCUCUGACCCUGGACAGGAACUCCAUCUCCCAAUAUUUGACCAUUUCAACAGACAACAGGCGGGCGACAAGUACUUAUAAGAAUGAUUAUUAUGAGAAUAAGCGUUAUGGUUAUAAUAAUGCUUAUCAAGCACCAAUUCCGAUCAUGCAGGUGUCGUGCAGUGAGGGUUUGUCAGAGCGGUGCUACUGGGAGGUCAGUUGGAGUGGUAGUACUUGGUCUGUGGGAGUGUUAUACAAAGACAGCAGCAGGUCACAGAACCUGGAGUUUGGAACCGAUACCAAGUCGUGGAGUUUAACUUGCUCCCCAAAUUCGUUCUCUUUCCAACACAACAACAAAAGCAAGCAGUGCUUGGUACGUCGUUCUCUCUCCAGCGUCGGCGUGUACCUGGAUUAUAAACUAGGUACCCUGUCUUUUUAUGACAUCUCCUACUCGAUGACUCUGCUCCAUGAAGAACACGUCAGGUUCACUGAGCUGCCUUAUCCUUGCUUUGAGCUGAAGGGCAGUCAGAACAAUCUCACAGGACAUUUCGUAGAAGUGAAAAAGUUAUGGUAAUAACGUUUACAUUGGGGAUGUACUGUAUAAUGUGCCACUGUUGAUCUGUUGAUAUAGUUAAUGACAGGAUAUUAUUUUACAAGAAGAAAGACCUUUUAAAUUAACUCUUCCAUCCGCCUUGCUUCUCUUUAAGGUCUUGCCGCCUUUCAAAAGACAAAUCUAAUUGAUUUCUACAGCACAGAUAUUUAGUGGUUUUCAUGGAAACAGAAGAGGCACCAGAAUGGAGCCUUGGGGAACUAUGAAUGUGUCUGUCUGCUUGCAUAAUGCAGUUCAGUCACUGUGCAGAAAGUCACACCCAGUUUUCAACUCGGCCUCGAAAUCUAAUAAUAGUAAGAAAGGAAUGCACCCCGUCUUUGUUUAAGGGGAUUUAACUGAAGACAAUAGCAGUACCUGGAUGACGAAGUUCUAUUUUUGAGUUCCCGUUUUCUCUGUAGCUUUUCACCACAGGAAAUUCAACCAGAAAUACCGGCCGGUGUGAUACAUGUCUAUUGUAAUUUGGAGCAUUUAUGGGUUGAAGAAUAUGUUUUGGAUCCAUACGUUAAUAAAGGGAUAUGC